CACUCAUCGCUCCCAGCCACCAAGCCCCGCUCCAAAAUCCCCAAAUCCCCUCUCUUCCCAAGCUACUCAGCCAUGUCGGGGCGCGGCAAGGGCGGCAAGGGGCUCGGCAAGGGCGGCGCGAAGCGCCACCGCAAGGUCCUGCGCGACAACAUCCAGGGCAUCACCAAGCCGGCGAUCCGGAGGCUGGCCCGGAGGGGCGGCGUGAAGCGCAUCUCGGGGCUCAUCUACGAGGAGACCCGCGGCGUGCUCAAGAUCUUCCUCGAGAACGUCAUCCGCGACGCCGUCACCUACACCGAGCACGCCCGCCGCAAGACCGUCACCGCCAUGGACGUCGUCUACGCGCUCAAGCGCCAGGGCCGCACCCUCUACGGCUUCGGCGGCUGAAGAGCCGCGGCGCUGGCUGGCCGGCCGUGGCGCACAAAACCUGGCUCGCGGUCAAGAAGGUGGAGGAGUGGAGAAAACUGUACUUGAUUUGGGUUCCAUGCCUUCUAUGAUUAGUAGUGAUAUAUCUGUAGUGGCAGUAGCUGGUUGUUCGAUGGUUGCUUCAGUGUUCUGAAUUUCUGAUGGACAAACACUGUGUUUGCCGAGUUAUAUGAAUCCAGAGUUAACAAAAUUGUCCUA
Molecule: messenger RNA, 621 nt
Organism: Triticum aestivum (bread wheat)
Lineage: Eukaryota; Viridiplantae; Streptophyta; Magnoliopsida; Poales; Poaceae
Product: histone H4
Exons: 1
Coding region: 73-384 (103 amino acids)
Cellular component (GO): nucleosome
Molecular function (GO): structural constituent of chromatin; protein heterodimerization activity; DNA binding
Source: RefSeq, a predicted model, not a curated record